ACUUCCCUUUUCAUUGAAGAAGCAGAGUGUGUGUAUGUGUGUGUGUGUGUGUGUGUGUGUGUGUGUGUGUGCGCGUGUGUGUGUCUCGCCUGUGUUGCUAUGUUCGCCAUAAAUCACAGUCACCGCGAGGCUCAGACAGUUAAUCUUUUCCUGCUGUCACUGAUUCGUUGGCAUUUUUCCUCCUGUUCUCUGUUUUAACGCAGAUGGAGUGAGACAACGCAGCACCGAGAAUAGAGGAGCACGAGGGCGUUUUGUAGCGUCCGCGGAGGGCCGUCUCUGGUGUCUGGCUUCUUUUCCUUUGCGAAUUUUCUGUUUUAACGCAGAUAGAGCGAGGCGGCGUUGCACUGCAGAAAAAAAAGAGAAAAUCAAGCCUGUUCGUGGUGGUGGUGGGGGCGGGUUGGGGGAGGGAGAGGAAAAUGUGUUCUUAGUGCUGUUUUGUUCAAGGUCCUGCAAAGAGAAAGCGUUGGCACUUAAGAUGACCUGUUAAUGGUUCUGAAGACGCCAAUCACUUCGACUUCCCAACAGAACGAAACAGUGCAAUUGCGUUCUUGGGUUUAAUAUUGAAAGGGUGAAGUGACUGGGUUUUCUCCAUCACCCUUACAGAACGAAACAGUGCAAUUGCGUUCUAAGGUUUAAUAUUGAAAGGGUGAAGUGACUGGGUUUCCUCCAUCACCCUUACCACGUACUCUGCCAUCCCUCGUUACAGUCUAAGUCACCACCAUCACUCUUUGUUCACCAGCAUCACCAUUUUCAACAUGCGUAUUGUUUAUCAUCACCACAUACAACAUUCAGCACCAAAACUACCACACUACCAAUUUUGUUUGCGAUCUGCACCAUCACUACCGCCUCCUCCUCCUCCUCCUCCUCCUCUGUAUACACCACAGUCACCAUCACCCUUCUCCACCAUUCACGUUCGAUACUCCACUGGUAUUACCUCCACCACCUCUCACACCACCACCACCUCGGGGGCCUUAAACUCCAUCAUUCAUAGCCGAAUCUCCUCCACCACCACCACCACCACCACCACCACCAAUAAACUGCCCACGUGCUGUGCCUUUGGAUACCGAGUUUUCGUAACACACAAACCACAACACCCAACACCCUCAUUUGUCACCCCCUCCCCUGUCAACCCCUCCCUUUCCCUCCCUUUCCUCUCUUCCCUUGCCUUCCCAUUCCCUUCCCUCCCUUCCCAUUCCCUCCCCUCCCUUCCCUUGCCUUCCCAUUCCCUUCCCUCCCUUCCCAUUCCCUCUCCUCCCUUCCCAUUCCUUCCCCUCACUUUCCCUGCCCUUCCCAUUCCUUCCCCUCACUUUCCCUGCCCUCCCCUUACCUCCCCUUUCCCUCCCCUCUCAAUCCCUCCUGCCUUCCCUUUCCAUCCCUCCCCUACUUAUAAAUUCACCCCUACUAAACUUUCACCCACCCUUCCUUCUGCAUUCCACCCCUUCCCCCUCCCUCCCCCUCCCUUCCCUCUACAUCCCACUUCACCCCCCUCACAUCCUCCUGCAUCCUACCCCUUCCAUCUAUCUCCCCCUCCCUUCCCUUUACAUCCCACCCCUUCCAUCCCGCCCUCCCUUCUGCAUGCCACCCCUUCCAUCUACCCCCCCCCCUCCCCAUUGUAUUCUUAUCCUGUUGGUCUUCCACUUUCGUCCAUUCCACCCUUUAUAACGGAGAUAAGCACCGAGGCCACGCGCAUCUCCACCUCGUCCACCUCUAAUUUUCACUACCUUUUCAAUCCUCCACCUCGUCCACCUCUUCUUUUCACUACCUUUUCAACCCUCCAACUCGUCCACCUCUUCUGUUCACUACCUCUUCAACCCUCCACCUCGUCCACCUCUUCUGUUCACUACCUCUUCAACCCUCCAUCCCCAACCACCACCUCCAUAUACCACCACAUACUUUCAUCCAUUCCACCCCUUCCAAUAUAUCAACUGAUUCCACCCCUCCUCUGCUCAUAUAUCCACCUCUAAUCACCAUCUCCUCCACCUCUUAUCAGUACUCCUUCCACUACUUUACACUAACUCCCUUCCAUAUAUCCCCCGCCCAUAUAUCCACCCCUAACCACCACCUUCUCUACUUGUUAUCCUUACCCCUUCCACUACUCCACUUGCUCCCUUCCUACCCUCCCCAUCACAUAUAUCCACCCCAAUUCGACUCCCACGUUCUGUAGUCCACCUUCCUCCACCCCGCACACCCCACAACGCUGCCCACCCAACCAUCCAACCAACUCACCACCACACUGCUACAUCUCACACCGCCACCAUACCGCCGCCACCUCGCCACCAAGAAUCCCACGUCAGGACCCUCCAAUAUCUUAGGCUCAAGGGACGACUUAACAGGCUUUUGAUGUCCCUUGUCCCGCUUCUCUAACGGCCAUUAAGUCCUCGUUUACACAUCCUGCCGGUAUAGUAAUCUCAUGCCUCGUCUCUGCCUCCCCCCCCUCACCCUCCCUUGCACCCCCCCACCCCACUACCACCGUCGAUGUGUCCUGAGUGGUGGGGGUGAUGGUAAUGGUGGUGGUGGUGGGCAGAUAGGGGUUUACACGUGUUUUAGGGUACGGUGUUUGGUGUAGUAUUCCUUCACUCCUUCACUUUUUUUCCGUUUUCUUUGUUUACGUGUACCUUUUCUUUUUCUUCUCUAUCGCACUUAUUCAUAUUCUUAUCAUUUUUCUUUUUUUCGCUCUGUUUAUUUUUUUUACGCGUGCUCUACAGAUCGGUUUUAAAAGUCGGUGUUGAUUUAGUUUUCUUUAUCUUUUCCCCCGUUUUUUUUUCACUUUUUCUUUUACUUCCUCGUUUUCUUCUCCUAUAUCGCACUUCUUCUUAUUUAUGUUCUUCUUUUUGUCGUCUUCGUCUUCUGUAUCUCAUUUGUUCUUAUUUUUUAUUCAUAUUCUUAUCAUUCGUCUUUCGAUGUUUAUUUAUUUAUUGGUUUAAAGGUUCGGUGUUGCUAUAGUAUUCGUUUUCUUCCUCUCCCUUUUUUUUUUCUUUCUCUUCUAGCCAGUCUUUCUCUUCCUCUCCCUUUUUUUUCUUUUUCUUCAAGUCAGUCUUUUUCUUCCUCUUUUUUUUCUUUUUCUUCUGGUCAGUCUUUCUCUUCCUCUCCCUUUUUUUUCUAGUCAGUCUUUUUCUUCCUCUCUUUUUUUUCUU
This is a messenger RNA of Eriocheir sinensis (Chinese mitten crab), 3134 nucleotides long. RefSeq lists its product as uncharacterized. The transcript is spliced from 2 exons. The record is from RefSeq and is a predicted model, not a curated record. Lineage: Eukaryota; Metazoa; Arthropoda; Malacostraca; Decapoda; Varunidae. The coding region runs from base 756 to 1964 and encodes 402 amino acids.